Molecule: messenger RNA, 2259 nt
Organism: Xiphophorus couchianus (Monterrey platyfish)
Lineage: Eukaryota; Metazoa; Chordata; Actinopteri; Cyprinodontiformes; Poeciliidae
Product: coxsackievirus and adenovirus receptor-like
Exons: 4
Coding region: 236-700 (154 amino acids)
Biological process (GO): regulation of cytokine production; T cell receptor signaling pathway
Cellular component (GO): external side of plasma membrane
Molecular function (GO): signaling receptor binding
Source: RefSeq, a predicted model, not a curated record
ACCUGACAAUAGACCAAGACCGGUCUCUAGAACUGCAGCACCGUUCAGGAGGCGGUUCAAGCUGAAGUAGGAACAUUUCUGCAGCUGCUGCAGGUCUGGACAUGUUGGAGGGCGGAUCCACUGAACCAACUGGGAUCCUACAGAGUCUGAAGGAUUACUGAAAUGCUGAUAAAAUCCUGUGCUGCUAGUUCAGACACGCCGUUCAGGAUCAGACAGGCCGUUUUCUUCGCUCCUCAUGGCCACUUUACUGCAGCUGCUGGUUUCGGUUCUGGUGUCAAACGUUUGGUACACAUGUUCUGCUCAGGUCAACAUCAGAGCAGAACCUGGACAGAACAUCGUCCUACCAUGUCGGGUUGCGAACAGCGGACCUAUCAAAGUCGUAGACUGGACCCGGGAUAAUCUGGGUUCAUAUCGGGUUCUUCUGUACAGAAGUUCCCAGUUUGUCUCAGAUCAACAGCAUCCAUCCUUUAAGGGCCGAGUGGAUCUGCAGGACAGACAGAUGAAGGAUGGAAACGUGUCUUUGGUUCUGAGGAACGCGGCGGCUGAAGACUCGGGAACAUACAAGUGUCAAGUCAUUCAGAGUGGAGCAAAAAACAUGAAUUCAAAUCCCAACUGCAUCAUCAACCUGGACGUUGCUCGAGAACGGCUUCCUGCUGGUUUUCCAGAAGUUGCUGUCAGGCUGCAGGUUAGAACAUGUUGAAUCAUUUUGCUUUUCCUGUUGCUGCCUGCAUGAACUCAUGUGUUCACCAAUCAUUCAUCCACCUUUCCAGGGAAUUUCCUAAGCAAACGCAACAUUUUGUUGAAUUGCCCAAAGCCUUUUUUAGGCCAAAGCAGCAACAGAUAUUAUGAAGCUGCAGCUCCUCCGGUCAACUCGGUCCUCUUCCUCAUCUUCAUCACCUCUUGUGAUUUCUACGUUCUGGUUCAAUUUGAAAAGUUUGGGUCGUUACUCAUGGCUGGAGCAGUCGGACCGUCAGACGCCAUUUACCCAGAAAACAUAAAAAAUAAACUAAUUAAUAACAUUUUAUUUUUCUUACCUGCAACAGAAACAAAACUUCCAACUGGGUUUAAACAUCUGAACACUAAAGGAAAUAAAUCCAGUUUUUACAUCAUUUAGAUGUAAUAAUUAAAAGCAGAUUUGUGUAAAUUAAAAUCUGCUGUUAGUAAAACUCAGGCAGGCAGAGAAACGGAUGAAAGAUGAAUUAUUUGCUUCAUGCCUAAUAUUUUCAGGAAAAUGUGUAAUUAUCAAAUCAUUUCAUUUCCUGAAUGUUCUGGUUCCGGUCCCGGUUCUGGAGCUGCUGUGUGUUUUCCCCACCUAGUGGCGGAGAGCUGACAUUACAGCUCAGCUGAUGUUUCUGUUCUCCAGGAGAGAAACUGCAGAGACUGAGGUGGAUGAGAACAUGUUACCCCAUAACAUGAACUUAUACAACUCAUCUUUAAUUAAAGUGUCAAUAAUAAUAAAUGUACAUGUGAAUAAAUUGCUGCCUACAGGGCAAUUACAGAAUGAAACUAAAAACAGGGAAAUAUUUCAUCAUUUCAUAUAUAAAUGAGCCAAAGAGCCUCGUCUGUCAUCCUGUCUGCAGGUCUGAGGCUUUUUGUUAGCAUGUUUUCUAUCAUUCUUAUAGCCUGAUAGGAAACCUGGUCCAACCUGGCAACCCACAUUAAUAAAGUGGUGAAAUAAUAUUGACCACAAAACACUAUUUAUAAAGAUAUCAACAUUUUUUCUACACAAUCCUAACAAACGUUUUUAAUGUUGAAAUAAUAAUAAACUGUUUCUCUUCCCAAUAUUAAUGAAUGAAUGAGUUAAUUUAUUUGUGACUGUUAUUCUCUUCUCAGUCUCUGAGUUUCAACAUUUAUCACUUCAUGUUCAGGAUUAUCUGGCAACUGAUUCCAUCCUUAAGAUGAAAAUAAAGUUCUGACUGAAAAAUAAAAGUUUACAAGAAUCCAUAGAAAUCUGUUUUCUGAAUCAUUUCCACUUCAGCUUCAGGAUUCUGGAUUAUAAUCUGGACAUCUACACAUCCUGUUUUGGAGCCUUUGACUAGGACAAGCUGCUUUAGUCCAGAUGUUCCAGAUGCUGAGCCUCUUUCUGACCCAGUUUGUUUCUGUCAGCUGAGUUGUAAUAACAGCUCUCCGCCAGUAGGUGGCAGCAGGAGGAUGUUUGACUACCAGCUGAUGGAGUCACGUGACUCUGCUGCUCUUCAGGUGAAUAAUCCUCAGAAAAUCUGUGCAGCUUCAGCAUCACAGUCACUAAAUACAUAAUUA